Camelus dromedarius (Arabian camel) is the source of this 4643-nucleotide messenger RNA. It is a transcript of the gene TGOLN2, whose product is annotated as trans-golgi network protein 2. The record is from RefSeq and is a predicted model, not a curated record. The coding region runs from base 90 to 896 and encodes 268 amino acids. Lineage: Eukaryota; Metazoa; Chordata; Mammalia; Artiodactyla; Camelidae. Gene Ontology annotation, cellular component: trans-Golgi network transport vesicle; endosome; trans-Golgi network. The transcript has 4 exons.
GACGCGCGCAGGAAGGGGCGGGGCUUCGAGAGCUGAGCCCGCGCGCCGAUCUCGCGAUAGCAGUAGAGGGCGGAAGCGCAAUCUGCAGGAUGCGGUUCCUGGUUGCGUUUGUCUUGCUGAGCGUCGCCGUGGCGGAGGCCUUACAGCCCACUUCUCCGCCAACCACCAGCCUCGCUCCGAAGGAAACUCAGCCUUCUACAGGACCUCUCACCUCGAGCCAACCGUCUAAGCAAAACGAUACUGGCAAAACCACUCUGAAACAGCACUCCACGAAUGACAGCUCUAGCCGGCCGGCAUCGGAGCUGCACACCACGAAAGCCGGCCCUGGAGAGUCGACAUCGGAGCAACAGCCCUCUGGAGACUCCAACCAGCAGGUCCCCAGCGCCUCCUCUGAUAACAAGGAGGUCACAAAGCCUGACUUCAACACACUAGCUGACAAAAUUCUACAAGCUUCCAGAACUGAAGCUGGGGGAAACGUAUUACCGGGCUCCGAACCCCCUUCUCCCCAGCAGGAGGGAGAAGAUAAGUCUUUAGCGCCAAGUGAAGAUGUGGAGCCCAAGGACACUGAGGAAGAGGAUACAGAGCCUGAAGAGGAUUCACCACCCAAAGAAGAGAAAGAAAUGCCUGACCCUGUCUCCAGUAAGAACCGUGAAGAGACGUCUUUGAACCCCUUGAAUAAGCAAGAUGACCCUGAUAAGGAUAAUUUUGGAAGUGCCGGUGCGGAGAGCAGCCACUUCUUUGCGUAUCUGGUGACAGCAGCCAUCCUCGUUGCUGUCCUCUACAUUGCCUACCACAACAAGCGGAAGAUUAUUGCUUUUGUCCUGGAAGGGAAAAGAUCCAAGGUCACUCGGCGGCCAAAGGCCAGUGACUACCAGCGUUUGGACCAGAAGAUUUGAUUUUUCUGUUCUCAAGAACCUUGUCCUCCCUGCUGAUGUGUUUCUAAAUCAAGAAAAAUGAAGAGAAGAAUACUGUGACAUAAGAGACAGCCCCCCCUCUAGGGCUCGGCGGCAAGUCCCGGCCGGCAGAGGUGGGGGGCAUUGCUUUGGUUUUUGCACCUGCACUUUGGUGACCCUGUCCUCCUGUGUUCCUGUUAUUUAUGCUGGUGUCUUCCAGCCUUUCCCCCUCUAAGUGUGAGUUGAGGAACAUGCGGGCUCCCAGCCGUGACCAAAGGGAGCUCCCAGCCUAGGCAGGUGACUGCUGUUGACUGCCCUCCCUGGGGCCUUGGCUCUGUGCUAAAGUUAGCCCCUGAAAGUAGCAGCGCACUCACCACUAUUUACCUUCGCGGACCUAGGAGGAAGCUGUAGGUUGAGGUGCGUUUCUAGUAAGUCCUCUCCCUGAGCAGCGGGGCUGGCGGUGGGGGAGGUGCCCUACAGAAGAUGGAGAAGAUGGUAAAUGUCGAUGAGCAGAGAGCUCCUUUGCACCCACAGUUCUCCUCCAAGGCUUCAGCCGCAAACCCAAACAGCCGCUAAAAAAGCACUCUGGCGCCUGUGGAUCCAGCCUGUCUCGCAACCUCUUCACGUUCUUCUGGUGUCUUCAUGUCACUGAGGACAAAGUGAAUCCACCUCCAUUCGGUUGUCCUGAGCAGGAAGCUCAACUUGGCGGUUCUGGGAGCAAAGCCGUAGCACCACUGUCCUAUCGCAGGUUCUUUUGAGAAUAACAGUUGCAGUUACUGAAUCUCUGUGCUCGUCCCUGCCCCCACCGGUCGUUACAGAUGCUCUCAGACGCUCUCGGGAGUACGGUGAACUCGUGCUCCGGGCGGGGGAGCAUGUGGGAGGGCUGGUUUGGGUCUGCGUGUUUUUCCCAAGGGCUUUCGUGAACCAGGUUUCCCAUCAACUCUGUUCUGCCUUUGUUGCCUAGAACAGACAAAACAGACUUCUAUUUACAAACUGACUAUACGCCCUCUUCCACCUAAUCUAGUUAAUGGUCCUCUUAUCUGAUACAAAAUGCCAAGGGUAAUGAGUAAAAAUUCCCCUUCUGUCCCACGUCAGGGGUUUUUAAAAUGGAAGAAAUUUGGAGAGUCCCCCGGGGUGACCGGGGCUAGUGGCUUGGGUCAUGCUGUGGUUUGAAGUUUGACUUAAAUCUGUCCUUGUGGGGCUGCCCGAUUGCAGAGAGCCUAGAGAGAGUCGUUUCUGCAAAGAGAAAACUGAGAGAGAACAGCUGGUGUCAGGGAAACGCAGAGAAGGGGGGAAGUGAGAGGAUGGGAUGCGUUCUGUGCUGUCGAAGACGUCUGGCUGAAGAAGGGACCGGCCUGUCUGUCACGCUGUCUUCUACCUUGCUUAAAACAGCCCACGACUUCGAGUUGAGGUUUUCAUUCUUUGCAGGUGACAUCUGUGCAAGUAAGAAGGGAACGUCCCUACCUUCCUUCCUCCCCUCUUGUUUCUUCUUUCUGCCCAUCUCCACUAGCCCCUUGUGUCUGCCUUCGUGCCUGCCCGGAUCCCUCUGCUCCCAGCCAGUCUAUGUGGUUCCUUCUGCCAUUCACCCUCUCCAGAAAGUGUCGCUUCCAUCCCCUUGCCCUGCAUCCUCUUCAUAACCUUUACAAACUCACUUUGGUCCCUGUCUUUCCACUGAUGAUGUUUUCCCAGAGGUUCAGGUCACCCAGUCCAAUGGCUUGUUCUCAAAGCUUAGUCUUGGCCCUGAUAGAAUUGGACACUAUGGACCGUCCAAACUGACCUCCCCUCUUUGGGGCCUGUGUCCUGGCUUCUGAGAACUCCUUUGCCUUAUCCUGUGCUGAUGGGGGAGAAGGCCCUCGAAGACACGUCUGUCUAUUCCCCUCUUGUCGGGUGCGCACCCAGGCCCCUGUGCCACCUUGUCCUUGCUGUGGCCUCUGUUCCCUGGCUCCCUGCAGGGUGCUCCCCCUUCUCUUCUUUCCCCAGACUCCCCCACCUCCACGCUUGGCUCUUUCCAUUUCACUCCAGUAGCUCUUAAUAAUGCCGGUCACAAAUGGUGGAACGCCAGCAGAGCAGGGCAUCCAGUAUCCGACGUCUCUGUCUGAUCUCCCCAAGAAAAGUAAGCUCCUUGUGGGACAUUCCCCCCCCCCAUGGCGCCGUCUGUGGAUCUGCCUAACACGGGACAGGCCCCGGGGACGUCAGGAGUUGGGUGUCUUCUUACAGAGGAGACGUGUUCUCUGUGCAGGACAUCUGGAUGUGACCUGACUGGGGUCUCACCCAGCUCUUUCUGGCUACUGGUUGCUGUCCCUUACUGAUGGACUUUGCAGUAAGGAGGAGAGCAGAGAAAGGUUGGUUCCAGGCACCAGGAGGGUGGGCCCCAAGUGGGUGCACAAGUCAUGUGGCGUCCACAUAGCUUUUUGAGCCUCCGAGAAGUACCGUUCCUUGUGUGAGUUAUGAUAGAACUGAAGUUUCGCUCUAGAGAUCGCCCUGGGAGAAGUCUCCCACACCACAGGGAAGGUCGUUCUCUGGCUAAUUGUCUUUUUGAAAAUAGACUCUUUGAAGCGUGUUUUCCUGUAGAUUGUGUAGAUGAAGGUGGGCUGGUGGAGGCAUCUGUCCCGCCAGGGAGGGGCAGGGAGCAGGCGUGAGAGGCCCCGCAUCCCUGUUUUCAGGAGCCACCUUAAGUGGCUUCCUGUGCAUCUCCUCUCGCGUGUAAAGGGACCAGCGUGAUCUUGGGGCAGCACAGCUCUGUGCUCCCCUUCCCGCCCCCCGCUUUCGCUUGCAGGAUGUUUGUUUGGAAGGAUCUGUGCUUCAGUCACGGAUGCUAACAGAGGAGCUUGCUUCCCUGCUUCAGAUCACCGGGCAGAGUUAUCUGAUGAGUCCCCCUCUGGACUGAGGGAGUAGAAGGCAUCUAACUAGACAGGCUCAGAGACCUCAGAAAGACCUGACAGCCGGCGAUGCGCACGCUGACAUCUCUCUUCCCAUGACGACUCUUAACGGAACACUGGGUGAUGGGACUCCGAGCCUCUGAAAUUCCCCGGAUGGGCAUUCACAUCUUCUGCCAUUUCAUGUCAUUUGAUUCAAAAGCCUGCCCCUUGUUUUCACAGGGUAACUUGAUAAGUAAUGCUGCAUGUGUGAUGAAAACUAGCACGCUUUGCCCGUGUUCUGAAUCAUUUGAACAGCAAGGAGAGCGUGCCAUCCACCAGCCCCAGUAGCCCUGCCAGCCAUUUUUCUAAAAACUCUUCCUGGAAUGGUUGUGUUUGGCUUGGCUUUGCUUAAGACAGAAUCCUGGGAAGAGAUUUUCAAAUUUAAUUUAACUGUGCAUCCAGAACCAGGACUAACUCAACUCCACUCCCCAAGUCCCAGGUGAAUUUCCUAAAUAUCCCAAUUUAGAAACUGCUCGGUAAAGUUACGGGGUCUGAGCUGUAGAGUGUUUCAAGCUGCCAGCAAAGCCAGCUUCCUCACACUCUGAUGCUCCUUUAAUGCAGCAGUCUGACGUGUUACAUAAAUGAGUGAUUGUUGAAAUUUUCCCUUCUUUUUUGUUUACCCAAUUAGUAGAACACCACUGUUUUGCAAUGUUUUAUAUUUCCAGCUUGUAACUUAAUGAUAAUUACUUAAUUUUAUUUCUUUAAAGCUUCUUCGGUCUGAUGAUAAGUAUUUUUCAGUGUAUGUUUUACUGAGCUUCUGUGAGGGCCAUUGCAAUGAAGUUUUGUAUCUGCACAGAAACCAAAAUAAAUUUCAAAUAUUAAAGCUAUCAAA